Mya arenaria is the source of this 1115-nucleotide messenger RNA. Its product is annotated as zwei Ig domain protein zig-8-like. Gene Ontology annotation, biological process: synapse organization. Gene Ontology annotation, cellular component: neuron projection membrane. The coding region runs from base 276 to 1115 and encodes 279 amino acids. The record is from RefSeq and is a predicted model, not a curated record. The transcript is spliced from 4 exons. Lineage: Eukaryota; Metazoa; Mollusca; Bivalvia; Myida; Myidae.
UAUGCUACGGGUCCAAUUAUAGAAUCGGAUUUGUUAGUUCUAGUUGAUAGAUAAAGGAAAUUGAUGUACUUUUGCACUGUGUUUCUAUUUUCUGCUUAUAAUUUAAUAUUAUAAUUUCAACCUUUCCUUGUUUGCCAAGACUUGCGACACAUCAUAUCAUGACUUCUUAAUACAGUGUUGGAAUUACACAGGUGACACUCAGAAAGAAUAUUGAGGUCGAAAAAGUUUGUAGUUACCUAUCGGAAGUAGUGUGUAUCGGGGAACCUUGAUGCACGAUGGCGGCGGGUAACGGAAGAGAAAGGCCUAGAUGGUCCCAUGUUGCCGGCCUCAUCGUGAUCCUUGUUAUCUUCAGACGCGCAGACUCGCACGACUACUACCGGAGCCACCCGUCGUCCGUGCCCAUCUUCUUGCCCGUGCCCACCGAAAUCACCGUGCACCAGGGCGAGACCGCCCACCUCCGCUGUCGCAUACAGAACCUUGGACCAAAGUUUGUUGUAUGGAGGAAGGCAGACGAUGAGUCCCCGUUGACGCUCGGCAAAAUGACGUUCACCCCGGACUCGGACGUAGAGGUGCAGCUGGAGGAGAUCCCGGGACACGAAGAAGGCGAGGAGGAGAGCCGCUACGACCUCGUCAUCAAGAACGUCUCCCAGGAUCAGGCCGGCGUGUACGCCUGUCAGAUCUCGGCCACCAAUAACUAUACCCAGAACAUCACACUUCACGUCCUCGAUCCGGUUAAGUACAAGCCGGAGCUUGAACUGACGGGCACGGAAUACGUGAGUCUCAUGGAGGACAUCCGCCUCGUGUGUAAUGCCACCGGCGCCCAGACCGCCCCGGACGCCGUCGACUGGUUUUUCAACGGCGAGCCCAUCACCGACACACGGGGCCCCUGGCAAGACAGGCUCCUGCGACUCAAUAACAAGCCCAUACCCGGGCGAUCGUUAAUCAGUGAACUCAUAAUAAAGCGAGCUACGAUGGAGGACAGGGGACACUAUGUGUGCCGGUUGACUAAGAAAUUAGCCAAGGGAUUUAAAGUGCAUAUACUUAAUGGUAGGCCUCCGGAUUAUAGUUAUGGUAAACAUCGGUUACGGAUGUAUUUCAAUGUCGUAUUUUUUUAA